This is a messenger RNA of Drosophila navojoa, 988 nucleotides long. RefSeq names its product Single-strand-selective monofunctional uracil-DNA glycosylase (gene Smug). Gene Ontology annotation, biological process: base-excision repair. NCBI's taxonomy places the organism in Eukaryota, Metazoa, Arthropoda, Insecta, Diptera, Drosophilidae. Gene Ontology annotation, molecular function: oxidized pyrimidine nucleobase lesion DNA N-glycosylase activity; single-strand selective uracil DNA N-glycosylase activity. The record is from RefSeq and is a predicted model, not a curated record.
AUACGAAUCGUUUUCUGCACAAAUGCAUUUUGAAGUUUGUUUAUUACAAGCAUUUAUCCGACAAGUGUUCGGUGAUCGCAAAGAAUUGCUAUUAAUGAAAAGGGCGAGAAAUUACGCAUCAUGUUGAAACGCAAGCUCGAUAGGCAAACGAAGGCUCUUGAUCUAAGGAAAACUGAAUCAUCAGCUUUGGAUUCAAUACCGACAAUCGACCAACAAUUUUAUGCCUUCGAGUGCAAGUUAAAUGAAGAACUAGGGCAUCUGGUAUUGCCAAAGGAGAUUUCUUGUGUUUACAAUCCCGUCGAGUAUGCGUCGUCCUUACAUUGCGCGUACCUAAAAAAGUAUUUAAGUGGAACCAAAAAUGUUGUAUUUAUUGGCAUAAAUCCUGGUCCAAAGGGGAUGUGCCAGACAGGCAUACCUUUCGGCAACGUUGGCACCGUCAUUAAGAAGAUGCAACUCUCGGGUGUAGUGCAGCAGCCGCCCUUGUUGCACGAUAAACGACCUGUUACAGGUUUAGAUUACAGAACUGAGGAGCAGAGUGGAUUACGUUUGUGGAAUCUAUUUGAGGAAUUGGCUGGCAGCUUGGAUAUAUUUUUUCAACAAUGCUUUGUCCACAACUUAUGUCCUUUGGCCUUCUUUGAUGAAAAAGGUGGGAAUGUAACACCUGACCACCUGAAGGGCGAUUAUAAGACGUUGAUACGAGACAAGUGCUUGAUGACAUUAGAUAAGCAGCUCGAGCUGUUGCGGCCACAAUUCAUUGUGGCUAUUGGAUCGUGGGUUGAAAUAGAGCUCAAAAAGAGAUCGUCUUAUUGUAAAUCAAGCGCAACAGUGAUUCGUUUAAAACAUCCAAGUAUGCGUGUGCCCAACAAUACAAAGUGGUCAGAAGAGGCGAAAGCAUUGCUGGAGGAAAAAGAUCUAAUCAAAUACAUAUGUAAUAAGCCAGAAGGCUAAAUAGUGUUAAGUGAAGAAACGGAAGCUCAUCUAAAUAUGU